AUGGAGGUCAGGUACAACCAAGAGACAGAAGGAAUGGUGCUGAAGAAUGGACUUAAGGAGGGCAAAGACGGAAAGGACUCACAGGGCAGCUUGUCCAAAAGCUUUCUAAAGGAGCAAAAGAGCUCUUUUUCAUCCUCUGAGACUGUGGAAAACUGCGAGAAAAACAGGGCAAGCACCGGAGACCCAGACUACUGUCGGAGAAUACUUGUACGAGAUGCAAAAGGUUCCAUCCGAGAAAUUAUCCUACCAAAGGGUUUGGAUUUGGACAGGCCCAAAAGAACCCGCACGUCUUUCACCGCCGAGCAACUCUACAGGUUAGAGAUGGAGUUUCAGAGGUGUCAGUAUGUUGUGGGAAGGGAGCGGACCGAACUGGCCCGCCAGCUCAAUUUGUCUGAAACUCAGGUAAAGGUCUGGUUCCAGAAUCGCCGUACAAAGCAAAAAAAAGAUCAGGGGAAAGACUCCGAGCUCCGCUCAGUGGUUUCGGAGACUGCAGCAACCUGUAGUGUCCUCAGACUGCUGGAGCAGGGUCGUUUACUCACACCCUCGGGCUUACCGGGCAUCUUGCCCCACUGUGGUAGCAGCACUCUGGGCUCAGCACUGCGCCCCCCCACCAUUAGCAUGGGCAGCAAUAGCAGCAACAUUGGAGGUGGCAGCGGAGGCACUGGCGGUAGUCCAACCCUACCCGCUGUCACCAGUUCUGGGACAGUGCCAGGCCUGCAGAGCUCCCCACCAGCGCACAGUUUAUUUAGCUUCCCCAUGCCUUCCUUACUUAGCGGUGUCGCGGGCCGCAUGUCGUCGAACCCGCUGACUGUGGCCAGUUCAUUAGCCGGCAAUCUCCAAGAACUCUCUGCCCGCUAUCUGAGCUCUUCUGCUUUUGAGCCUUACUCGCGGACCAAUGGCAAAGAAUCCAUGGACAAGAAGAUUCUGGAAUGAUCCUUUGUUUUUUGUUUUUUUGAUGAAGUAUGCUUCCCUCCUGGAAAUAUUUGGUUGAUAUUUGGCUUAACCUGUCUUUGUUUUAGUCAGUGGCUCAACUGUCUGUGUCAUCCAGUUCUGUGGCUGUCUGGUUAUUUUGAUGCGUACAUAUUUGGUGCAUUCUGCAAAUCAUAUCGAAAGAUUUGGUAAUGGAAAUGUUUUCUGUUAAGCGUUGAUUUUGAGAAGCAAUUCUUAAAGGGAUUAUUUCAAAGAUCUUUCUUUUUUUAAGAAACAUUCAAGAGUAAUCUUCAAAGUACUGCACAGUGCAUAGGGUUUCACGCUACAAAAAGAUGGCAGGUUUCUUUACUGUCUGAUAUUAUUUAAUUGUAUUUGGUAGGUCAAACAAGACACUACACUUGAGUAGUUGUAGAGAAUGAAGCCAUUUUGUGUAGCAGGAUGUCAGAUGAAGCAGAUCACACUCGCCGGGUUUCGAGCUGUCUUGUAUAUUCAUUUGUAUGAAACCUGGCUUGAACAAAAACAUUCAAGAGACAUAGUCGUCAUUCAGAAGAAUUGCUUAUUGUCUUUUCAAUGGUUUAUCGAAGACUCAAAUUUUUUUUCUCAAUGUCUGUGGCGUUUUUGUCCUCAAGUUGCAGUACCUAAUCUUUACUUUUGAUCAUUCUUCCCAUCUGUAAUUUCUGUACCAUUGUGAGUUUUGGUGUAUAGUCCUUUAAAAAAAGCUUUCCUUUUCAUCAUCAGAGUGCUGCUUGCUUUGAUGAUCACCAAAAUGGGAGAAGGUUUAUCAGCCUUUAAGACGUUCUUUAGAUCCUUUGUGAAAUCAGUGGCCAUUAACCCAGACACACUUGGAGAAAGGGUGGAAUGACUGUACUAUCAAAGUACUGCAAAUGAGAGAUGUACUUAUAAAUGGCUAUUUUAUUGUAAAUU
This is a messenger RNA of Syngnathoides biaculeatus (alligator pipefish), 1854 nucleotides long. It is a transcript of the gene vax1, whose product is annotated as ventral anterior homeobox 1. Gene Ontology annotation, biological process: regulation of DNA-templated transcription; neuron differentiation; central nervous system development. The transcript is spliced from 3 exons. NCBI's taxonomy places the organism in Eukaryota, Metazoa, Chordata, Actinopteri, Syngnathiformes, Syngnathidae. The coding region runs from base 1 to 933 and encodes 310 amino acids. The record is from RefSeq and is a predicted model, not a curated record. Gene Ontology annotation, molecular function: DNA binding; DNA-binding transcription factor activity, RNA polymerase II-specific.